Molecule: messenger RNA, 2903 nt
Organism: Pyrus x bretschneideri (Chinese white pear)
Lineage: Eukaryota; Viridiplantae; Streptophyta; Magnoliopsida; Rosales; Rosaceae
Product: G-type lectin S-receptor-like serine/threonine-protein kinase RKS1
Biological process (GO): recognition of pollen; protein phosphorylation
Molecular function (GO): ATP binding; protein serine/threonine kinase activity
Source: RefSeq, a predicted model, not a curated record
GCAACUGUAAGUCAAUUCAAUCUUUAGAUACGUCGUUGUUGAGUAGCUCAUACGACCCGACCAAAAUUGCCAAAAUUCAAAGAAGCCGGCAACUUGUCAAACCAAAAGUGUCAAUUUAUGGCCACAACUCAGAAAAAUAAGUGAAAGGGCACUGGUUGAUGAAUGGAAAUGCCCAGAAAAAUGUUAAUGAAAGCUUUGCUUCUAGUGUUCUUCCUCCUCUUCCCAAUUUGCACGUCUGUUGACACCAUAGCAACGGACCAACAUGUCAAGGACGGUGACUUGCUGGUGUCUAAAGAUAAUAUCUUCGAACUAGGGUUCUUCAGCCCCGGGAACUCCAGGUACAGAUAUGUCGGAAUUUGGUAUGCUCAAAAAGAUCAAAAAGCAGUGGUUUGGGUUGCAAACAGAAACAACCCCAUCAAUGAUACCUCUGGAGUCCUUACUAUAGACAGGUAUGGAAGACUGCUUCUUUAUGCUUACAAUAUGCAGGAUAUUCCUAUAUGGUCUACAAAUGUGACGGUCCAAACCGCAAUCACUAGUUGCAGGGCUCAGCUAGAUUCUGGAAAUCUAGUUCUUUUCCAAGAUAACAAAAGUGAAAGUUUUAUGUGGCAGAGUUUUGAUCAUCCUACAGAUACUCUCCUUCCAGGUAUGAAACUUGGCUUCAAUUGGAAAACGGGGAUACAAUGGGUCUUAACAUCUUGGAAGUCACAAGAUGACCCUGGAACUGGGGACUACACUGUUAGGCUCCGUUCCAAUCAGCGUUUCAAACCCCAAUAUUUUGUUACUUAUAAAGGUUUGACUCCAUAUUGGAGAAGCGAUCCACUGGAAGACCCUAGUUUUGUCAGUAAUCAGGACGAAAUGUAUUACUUAAUUCCAAGCGACAGCACUCCAAUAAGGGUGGUCUUGAAUGAUUCUGGGUUACUGCAACACCUGAGAUGGAACAAUGCAGAUAGCAAAUGGAACGAAAUCUGGUCUGCGCCAAAAUAUAGGUGUGACCAGUAUGGACAGUGUGGUGCCAACAGCAAAUGUAGCCCUGACAAUAUCAAUUUAUUCGAGUGUGCGUGCCUGCCAGGGUAUGAACCAAAGUCUGUCAAUGAGUGGAAUAGGAGAGAUGGGUCAGGUGGUUGUGUCAGUAAACGAGUUGCGGUGUCAAAGUGUGGGAACGGAGAGGGGUUCACGAAAGUGGCACGAGUUAAAGAUCCUGACACAAUGAAAGCAGCACGGUUGGAAAACAGUACAAGUGACAAAGAGUGCAAGCAGGUGUGCUUAAGAAAUUGUUCUUGCACUGCAUAUAUGACCAUAGAAGCUGAAGGGCGCAUUGAUUGCUUGACAUGGUAUGGUGAGUUGCUGGACAUUUUAGUGCACACACAGGUAGGGCGAGAUCUACAUGUUCGUGUGGACAAAAUCGAAUUAGCUGAAAAUUCCAGAAACUCAAAAGUUUUUCUUAAAAGGAGGGGUAUGCUGGCUAUUCUGAUGUUGUCUGUUCUUCUGGCAUUGAUACUAAUCCUUGCGUUGUCCUGUUGGUGGCUCAAGAAAAAGAGGAAGACGAAAGAUGAACUUGAAGAAACCAGAAGACACCCUGAAUUGCAAUUUUUCAAUCUGAGCACAAUAAUAGCAGCUACGGACAAUUUCUCUUCCCUCAAUAAACUUGGCCAAGGUGGUUUUGGUACGGUUUAUAAGGGCCAGUUACCAAAUGAUGAUCGGAUUAUUGCUGUAAAAAGAUUGUCCAGAACUUCAGGACAAGGGGUUGAAGAAUUCAAAAAUGAAGUUGCGCUGAUAGCAAGACUUCAACACAGGAACCUCGUGAAACUUUUAGGCUGUUGUAUAAGGGGAGAAGAAAGGAUGUUGAUCCUGGAACACUUGCCGAACAAGAGCUUGGACUACUUUCUUUUUGACCAUACAAGAAGGUCCUUGUUGGAUUGGAAAAUACGUUUUGAAAUAGUCAACGGGGUUGCUCGUGGGAUUCUGUAUCUCCAUCAGGACUCAAGACUUAGGAUUAUCCACAGGGAUCUAAAAACCAGUAAUGUUCUUCUAGAUGCUGAGUUGAACCCGAAAAUCUCAGAUUUCGGCAUGGCAAGGAUAUUCCAUGGGGACCAACUGCAGGAUAAGACCAGCAGAAUUGUCGGAACAUAUGGAUAUAUGUCACCAGAAUAUGCAGUGUUUGGGAGGUAUUCAACGAAAUCGGAUGUAUUUAGUUUUGGGAUCAUCUUAUUGGAGAUUGUAAGCGGAAGUAAAAACAAUGGUUCGUAUCAGGAGGAUCAUUCCGUGAACUUGAUAGGACAUGUUUGGCAGCUGUGGAGAGAAGACAGAGCCUUAGAAAUCGUGGAUUCGUCAUUGGAGUCGUAUCAAUCAGAUGAAGUCAUGCGAUGCAUUCAAGUCGGGCUCUUGUGCGUUCAAGAAGAUUCAAAGGACCGACCGACUAUGUCAGCAGUUGUAUUCAUGUUGAGUGGCGAAGCAUCUCUACCAUCUCCUCAGCAGCCUGCAUUUGUCUUCAGAAAAAGUUCAUGCAGUGUUGCUGAUCCAUCAAUUCCGAAAGGAUUAUAUUCUGUUGAAGAUUUCACAAUAACUAGAGUUGAAGCUCGAUAAUGAUUCAGCCUCUUGCUUGACUAUAAUUCCUAGAUGAUCUGUACAGUAUACUGUGAAAUGUAAUCGUAUAAUGUAUUCUAGAUAAGUUCACGAGCGCCAUUCGGACUCGGUAGCACGGUGCCAAAAAUAUCGAGAAAUUUCAUUUCCUUCCUACAGAAUAAUGAACAAAUCCGGUAGCUAGGUCUCUAACGAAAUUUGGUCAACAAUUCGGUUCGUUUGGCCGAACGGCUUUGAUUAGAAGCUCCCUUUGGAAAUGACCAACACAACAUGUCCCUUGUAUUCUUAUAGAGUUCGAAAUUCAAAAAUCAUAAUUUUCUGUA